Telopea speciosissima is the source of this 801-nucleotide messenger RNA. RefSeq lists its product as uncharacterized. The record is from RefSeq and is a predicted model, not a curated record. The transcript has 2 exons. Bases 1 to 801 code for a protein of 266 amino acids. NCBI's taxonomy places the organism in Eukaryota, Viridiplantae, Streptophyta, Magnoliopsida, Proteales, Proteaceae.
AUGCGAGAGAGGGGGCUUCAGUAUGAUGGCAAAACAGUGCAAGUUGAGGAGCAACGGGUGAUAUUUCUACACACGAUAGCCCAUAAUGUUAAGAACCGAGUUAUGGUUCUUAGACAUGGCCACUGUGGUGAGACCAUAAGUCGGUAUUUUAACAUAGUAUUGGAUGCAAUAAUAAAACUGUAUCCAGUAUUAUUGAAGCCCCCAAGUACCACAACGCCUCAGUGUAUCUCAAAAGACCGCAAAAGGUUCUACCCAUACUUCAAGGAUUGCAUUGGAGAUAUCGAUGGUUCGCAUAUCCCAGCAUGGGUUACGGCUGACAAACAUCGGAGAUUUCGUGAUAGGAAGGGUGAUAUAUCUCAUAAUAUCUUAGCUGCUUGCGAUUUUGACAUGAAGUUUACAUACAUACUUUCUAGCUGGGAAGGAUCGGCAUCAGAUGCUCCAAUCUUAGAUGAUGCCAUUCAUAGGGAAGGAGGAGGAAAACUAGUGGUACCCCGAGGUAAAUUUUAUCUUGUCGAUGUUGGAUUUGCCAACCAGAGUGGGUUCUUGCGACCAUAUCGCAAUGUUAGGUAUCAUCUGAAAGAGUGGAACAAUUCCAAUUUGAGGCCAACUGAUAAAAAAGAGUUGUUUAACUUGCGACAUUCUAGUCUGUGCAAUGGUGCAGCUGCAGGACCCAGUUCAAGUGCCCAACCCAAUCAGAGAUGCGAAGCAGAUGUGGAAGAUAAUGAUUCUGACAUUGAUGAUGAGAGUAUGGGUAAUGUUGAUUGUAACCAGUUCCGAGAGCAGCAAGCUGACAACAUGUGA